AUGGAGACAGGUGACAAUGAUAACGAAUUUACCAUCUCUUCUUUGAAUUUGGAUGAGCAAGAAAGUAAAACACCUGAAGUAAACAAUCCCGCAUGUGAAUCAUCAAUGGAGAGAGGUGACAAUGAUAACAAAUCCACUGUCUCUUCUACUUUGAAUUUGGAUGAGCAAGAAAGUAAAACACCUGAAGAAAACAAUCACACAUAUGAAUCCUCAAUGGAGACAGGUGACAAUGAUAACAAAUCCACUGUCUCUUCUACUUUGAAUUUGGAUGAGCAAGAAAGUAAAACACCUGAAGUAAACAAUCCCGCAUGUGAAUCAUCAAUGGAGAGAGGUGACAAUGAUAACAAAUCCACUGUCUCUUCUCCUUUGAAUUUGGAUGAGCAAGAAAGUAAAACACCUGAAGAAGACAAUCACGCAUGUGAAUCCUCAAUGGAGACAGAUCAACACACAGAGGACCCCAGUGUCAGUGUCACAUCAGAAGAUACAUUCAAAAUUAAUACAAAAUCUGAUGACUUGUUGGAUUCGGGUGCCACAAAUGAUACUGCAACAAAUUCCAGAAGCGGUAAAACAAUAACAGCAGGAUCUGUCAUCGAUCACCAUCUGAAGGAAGCAAAGAAAAAUAAUCAGAUUUAUCGGGUUCUUUAUUUGGUUCAUAUCCGUUUCCUGGUUAAACAUCUGGCAAUUGAUCUCAAAAAGAUCUUGGAUGAUGAUGUACAUUCUUUAGAGGAGAAUGAUUGUUUGUCCAGCCUGUCAGCAACUGUAGGACGUGGUCAGGAUCCAUUCAAAACAAUUGUUGCACUCUAUUUUACAAAUAUGUGGACUCCUUCAGUAUGUUGUGUUUGUGAUGAAAAUAAUCUCAAAGAACUCCAGGAGAAAAACCAAGCACCAAUAAUUGAUAAAACCAUUCCUUGCAAAGCCCGUGGUUCUGAAAAUUUCCAUAAAUCCAUUAAAAUAGUUAUGGACAAAUAUAUUAUAAUUCUUGAAUCUAAUCAUAACAUUGAAUUUGGAGAUACUUACCAAAUAGGCACACAAGAAUUUGAGUCUUUUCUGUCACAGAAUAAGUCUUACUGUGAAAAAAAAAAUAUCCGUGAUGGAGUGAAAAUAUUUGAGUUUCUAAUUACCAUGAAUAAAGCAUUGAUUUAUUACAAUGAAUUAACAGCUUUUUCUGCUACAGUAUAUCUAUGUGAGAGUCUCCCAGUACCAUCCCUUUCUGAUUUUAAAAUAGAAAAAGAUAUUCAUGCUGAUUAUACAAGGAUACUGAGUGACCUAAAAGAAGGAGCAGCAUUGGAAGAUAAAAUGGAAGAAAAUGACAAACUAUUACAACUAAAACGUCUGUUGACAGACAUUUUUAAAGAAAAUCCUAAAACAAAAGUAAUAAUUUUAUGCCAGACACGAUUUAAUGUACAUCUACUGCGACAAAGGGAUCCUCAAAAAUUUAUAAGCUUGUUUUAUUUUCUUAUCCCUUGGCUGCUGAAACAAAGCGUAACCUUUGAUGACCUAAAUGUGUUGAUUUCAACUUCAAUUGCUGAACAAGGAUUGAAUGUUCCAGAAUGUGAAGUAGUUAUCAGGUAUCUAUAUGUCACCAGUGAUAUUAGCAGACGACAAGCCCAUGGCCGAGCCCGAAAGAAAGACAGCAAGUGUUACCUGAUUGCAGAGGAAAAUACUGAUCACAUUUAUCGGGACCAUCGUAACAAACAACGAGAAAAAGAAAUGGAUGAUGCUUUGACGACAAUCAUGACGCUCGGAGAGGAAAAAUUCAGUGAAGAAGUACUAAAGAAAAUUAAAAUCUUAGAUGAAGCAGCAGAGUUAAAAAAGUGCCAUGAUAGUUCAAACAAGUAUAAAAUUCAAAGUGAGGAUGUUCAAAUCUUCUGCAAAGAAUGCCACCAAGAGCUCUGCCUUGGUUCAGACAUUAUCAAAAAAGGGACAGACUACAUCUGUAUUGAUCCUGGUUUUGAAGACAAAGUGAUUCGUGUAAGCACAACAAAACAGAUUUUCCGGUAUGACAGCAAUGUUGGUAAGUAA
This is a messenger RNA of Acanthosepion pharaonis, 2022 nucleotides long. NCBI's taxonomy places the organism in Eukaryota, Metazoa, Mollusca, Cephalopoda, Sepiida, Sepiidae. The record is from the annotation of a GenBank genome assembly.